AUGGACAUCAAGUCUCUGUCGGAGGUGCAGAAGCAGAUCUUCACGAAUCUCAUCGAGAAGCUGAUUGCACGCAACCAGUUCCCGCCGAACGAGGCGGAAGACGUGCAGAAGCUGCUGGAGAACGUGCGCGAUGCGAAAAACUUUCACAAGAUCAUGGAAAAGCUAAAGGAGUGCGGCCAGCUGGAUGUCGACAUCGAGGAAAACUUCCGCGAAGAGAAUGGGAUUUUCCUCAAAGAUACGGCGAAAAAGUUCGGACCCGGCGGCCAAACGCUCACCCCGCGCCACACUAUCGACGCUAUACUAGGUUUGAAUAAUUGUGAAAAUGGAGGAGACUCCAGUGAUGCAACCGAUCUCAGCGCAUCGCCCCUGAGCCAGAUCAAGCUGUGCGAUCAGCAGCAGAUGAUGGCGAAGGCGCAACUGCCCACGGCCUACGGUGGCCUCGGUAGCCCGUCCAGUCCGGACAAGUAUCAGCAGCAGUUAGCCAAUUACCAGAGUCACAUCAAAUCGCUCGACCUGGUCGCGGCGGCCUCGCUCGAUCCGGCGUCCGGCCAGGGUGUGCUGCACCAUCAGCCACAGCCGCACCACCUCCACCAUCACCAUCACGCAGUGGCCUCUCCCCAUCUGCAUCCGCACCAUCAGCAGCACCAUCCGCACCACCACAGUCAUCUGCAGCAGCAGCUUCACCAACAGCAGCAGCAGCAGCAACAUCACGCCCAUAAUCAGCUGCCUUCGCCAACACCUCAGCAGCAACAGCAGCACCAUCAACUGACCGCGCUGCACCAUGCACCGCAUCCCGCCCUCGGCCCCCAAGUCCCCCAUCCGUCCCUGGCCGAGCUCGAGUACAUGAAGACGCUCAAGGAGACGAACAAGUACUUCAUCGAUCGCAACUAUCGGGGCGUCGCCGCGCUGGGCUACGGCGCUGGCGGUGGUGGCAAGUACGGCGGAGGGGUCGACGGAACACCCGAGGAUGGAGCGCCGGGGGGUGGUGGUGGUGAGUACGAGGAAGAUCUUUCGCCCCCGGCCGGUAAUGGAAGCUCCGGCGGGAGCCUCAAGCGCAAGUACGAUCGUGUGCGGGAAGGUGACGAGCGCACCGGGGCGGAGGGCGGAAAUGGCGACGGAGAUGGUGGCGGUAGUGGUGCGGUUCUGCUGCCGGACGGCACCGCAAGCAAUCCAUCCGACAGCUCCAUUAACAAAUAUAAUAAGCUGCAUGAGUCAGCCGAUAAAUCAAUUAGGGCUAAUAGUUUCGAUUAUAUGAAAAAUUUCGACGAACUCCGCGCCCGACAGGCAGCGGCCUACGAGCAGGCGGAACAGCAGCAUCAUCAUCACCAACAGCACCAUCACCACCAUCAUCACCAGCAACAGCAGCAGCAGCAGCAGCUUCAGGCCCUUCACCAACAACAGCAGCAGCAGCAGCAUCAUUCGCAAUCACAACAUCCGCAACAACCCUCACCUUCGUCGGCGUCGCAGCAGCAACAACUCGGCUCGUCCGCAGGGGCCAACAGUGGCAACCCCGCGGCGGACGAGUACAGCCCCCACCGACAGUCGACGGACAGCGGGAGCGCGGACAAGACGGCCGACGACGGUGGCGUGAGCUACGCGUCCAGCGAGGAACUCAAUCAGACCACGUCCAGCGAGCAGGGCGAAAAAGUUGGUUCCGGCAGCGACGAUGAAGGAGGUGAUGAAAACUGCUCGAAAAAGAAACAUCGGCGCAACCGGACCACCUUCACCACCUACCAGCUGCACGAGCUCGAGCGGGCAUUCGAGAAGAGCCACUACCCGGACGUCUACUCCCGGGAGGAGCUGGCGAUGAAAGUCAAUUUGCCGGAGGUGCGGGUGCAGGUUUGGUUCCAGAACCGUCGCGCGAAAUGGCGCCGGCAGGAAAAGUCGGAAAGCUUGCGGCUCGGGCUGUCCCACUUCUCCCAGCUGCCCCACCGGCUGUCGUGCAACGGCGGCAACCUUCCGGUCGAUCCCUGGCUCUCCCCGCCGCUACUCUCCGCACUACCGGGUUUUCGACGUUUUGUAGGGUUCCUGUCACAUCCGCAAGGAGUCUAUCCGAGCUACCUGACGCCCCCGCUCAGCCUGAACCCGUCCAACCUGGGCAUGCCGAACCUGGGCCUAGGACACCCAAACGGUCCGCAAAACCUCCGCAUCUCGCCGCAAAGUAUGGCCGCCAUGUCGCCGCAGAUGGCCGCCAGCAGCAUGCGUCUCUCGCCCCCGCACACCAACGGUCUGGGUGGACCGCAAAACCUCUCCAUGCCGCACCAACCACCAUCCGGACCGGUUGUCGGCCUUGGGCCACAACCUCCAACGCCUCGCCACUCACCACUCGAGAGCCCCAUGGGAGCCCUGAUGAGCCAGCCAGGCACAAUGCCACCGGGAUCAACCGGAAGCGCCACGCCCGUGACCAUGCCGGUCGCAUCGCCCCAAAACCUGUCCCUUACACCCCCUGCCAGCGCCCUCCAGUCAGGGCUGAGCCCGAACUCUCCCUCGCCGACGGGGCUUAAGGGAUCCAAACUGACGCCUCAAAUCGAUCCCGGCUCGGAAAGUGACACACCAACGACGGGAGAUCCUUCUGGCCGCGGAGGACCAACGAUCGCGACGACGAGUGCGUCGGCGGCCACGACGACGGCCGCCCUAAACAUGACCGUGAACCACCACCACUCGACCGACAUGCGAACCAACUCGAUCGCCACACUGCGCAUCAAAGCCAAGGAGCAUCUGGAGAACCUGAGCAAGGGCAUGACCACGAUGGUGUAA
This is a messenger RNA of Anopheles coustani, 2757 nucleotides long. RefSeq names its product retinal homeobox protein Rx. The record is from RefSeq and is a predicted model, not a curated record. Gene Ontology annotation, molecular function: RNA polymerase II transcription regulatory region sequence-specific DNA binding; DNA-binding transcription factor activity, RNA polymerase II-specific. Lineage: Eukaryota; Metazoa; Arthropoda; Insecta; Diptera; Culicidae. Gene Ontology annotation, biological process: regulation of transcription by RNA polymerase II. The transcript has 6 exons. Bases 1 to 2757 code for a protein of 918 amino acids.